Aspergillus tanneri is the source of this 348-nucleotide messenger RNA. RefSeq lists its product as uncharacterized. The transcript is spliced from 2 exons. The coding region runs from base 1 to 348 and encodes 115 amino acids. NCBI's taxonomy places the organism in Eukaryota, Fungi, Ascomycota, Eurotiomycetes, Eurotiales, Aspergillaceae. The record is from RefSeq and is a predicted model, not a curated record.
AUGGCCUUCCUCACCUACGACGAGGAGCACCAUCGCAUUGCUAUUACCGGUCUACUAGGAACCACCGAUAAGGACCCCGACAGUUGCGGCCUAGAGCAUAUCGCCUUCACCUACGGGUCUUCGGACGGCCUCUUCCUCUCCUACCACCAGCACAAGGCCCUGGGUAUGAACCUAGCCAACCCCGAUGGAAACAAACUGGAGUCGCAGUCAGAUAAUUUUGAUGCUGCGGAGGGGGCGCCGGCAUUCAUGGGGCCAGACCUGUUCGCUAGCAGUCCGAUCGGGACCGAAAUUGACCCCGAGGAUAUAAUCAAGAGAAUUGAAUCGGGAGAGGACUACAAGUCGACCUAG